AUGGCUAGCCAGCAUGUGAUUAUCUUGACCAGCUCAAAGGCGGCCCAUGAUAUCCUAGCUAAGCAGGGUGCCACCUUUUCGGAUCGACCGCACUUCGUUGAUCUCGCGUCGAAGCAGCUGCUGUUCGAUCUACUGGAAAACGCGGACCGCCCCGUUGAUUGUCACGGACACAUGGUACGCAUAACCGCCAGCAUCAUAUACUCGCUAUUCUACGGCCAUCGUGUUCGAACCGCGCUCGACGCCAGUACCGAAACCAUGAUGUGGUUCGUGGUGGCCUGCAUCGCCGAGGGUCACCGUGGCUGGGUGUCCAAGGCCCAGAAGUAUCUAGAUAACGUGGUGGGACACAGACGGUUGCCUGGAAUUGAGGAUUGGCCGGGAUUGCCUUACAUUGAAGCUAUCGUGGAGGAGCUACUGCAGUGGAGGCCUGCUGGUGCUGCAGGCGUGCCGCACUUUCACCAUGGUCGAGACCAGCUACGAGGGUUUUCGCAUCCCGGCCAACUCGGUCGUCAUCGCGAACCACUGGUCCGUCACACGGGAAGAAGGCGUGUUCGGGCCUGA
This is a messenger RNA of Talaromyces atroroseus, 558 nucleotides long. RefSeq lists its product as hypothetical. The transcript has 2 exons. The record is from RefSeq and is a predicted model, not a curated record. NCBI's taxonomy places the organism in Eukaryota, Fungi, Ascomycota, Eurotiomycetes, Eurotiales, Trichocomaceae. The coding region runs from base 1 to 558 and encodes 185 amino acids. Gene Ontology annotation, molecular function: oxidoreductase activity, acting on paired donors, with incorporation or reduction of molecular oxygen; monooxygenase activity; heme binding.